This is a messenger RNA of Microdochium trichocladiopsis, 1553 nucleotides long. RefSeq lists its product as uncharacterized. The coding region runs from base 46 to 1272 and encodes 408 amino acids. Gene Ontology annotation, biological process: regulation of transcription by RNA polymerase II. Lineage: Eukaryota; Fungi; Ascomycota; Sordariomycetes; Xylariales; Microdochiaceae. The record is from RefSeq and is a predicted model, not a curated record. The transcript has a single exon. Gene Ontology annotation, molecular function: DNA-binding transcription activator activity, RNA polymerase II-specific; zinc ion binding.
GGAGUGCGUCUUGCUGUGCGCACGACAAGCCGCCUUUGAUUAUAGAUGCGCAGAUCCCACCGCAAGUCCCGGCUUGGCUGCAGCGAGUGCAAGAAGCGGCACAUGAGAUGUGACGAGAGCCGCCCGGCCUGCCUCAACUGCACCCGCGCACAACGCUCCUGCUCGUUUCUGUCCUCCGGCGCAUCACGUCCAGCGCAACCGCAUUCACAGCAUCGCGAUCUGACUGCUGCCAGCUCAUCCGAACCGUACAAUGCCUCUUCCGCUUCCCCGUCCCCCGAUCCCACCAGCGGUCCUGAUGCUCACCAAAAGCACUUCACCUUGAGGCACCUAGAGCUCAUGCAUCACUUUGAGCACCACAUGGCCAACGACAUGCAGAUCUACAACACGCUCAUGUAUGAUGCCUGCCAGCUUGCCCUCGUCGAGGGGUUUGCUAGCCGCUAUGUCAUGGACCAGGUCCUCGCCAUCGCUGCCGCCCACAAGGCCAGCACCUUGACAGACGCCCAGGCACGGCAAGCCUACCAUCUUGAGGCAACCAGCCUGCAGACCCGUGCUGUUGCUCUCUUCACGGCCGAGACUGCAGACGCCGGCAUCCCAAGUGACAAGGCCAUGGCGGCUUUCACUUUUGCCUCGUUUCUGGGAUUGCACGUGCUGUACGACCUCACCCAGAUAGAGGAUGCCACUUGGGCCAACCCAACGCUUGGACUGGAUCAGUUUACGCAUUACUUCAAGCUGCUGCAGGGCAUCCGCAAGAUUGCCACACCGAUUUGGGACCAAGUCAGCGAGCGCGUCGGGUGCGACGUGCGCAUGUGGGACGUGUCCAAGAGAGAUCUUUCGGCGUCAGCCAGGGCUGCAGAACGUCGCAGCAGCGAGUGCUCCCAGCUGCUGGCGCUCCUAGACAUCUCCGAUGUGACGGCUGCCUCGCGAGAAGUGCUUCGCGUGGCCAUCGAUGCCCUCAUCGACAUGUUUGAGAGUGGCCACCAGCAUGGCCGCUGGGUCAUUAUCGCGCAGGAAUGGCCGACUCGAGCGACACCAGAAUACAAUGAGCUGGUGGCCCGGCGCAGGCCCGAAGCCCUCGUCGUUCUCGCGCACUUUUCCGUGCUGCUUCACCGAGGUCGAGACUUUUGGUGUGUCGGAGAUGCAGGCUCACGUCUCUUUCGAUGCAUCAAGAUGCAUCUUGGGGAAUAUUGGGCCAAAUGGCUCGAGUGGCCCGAACAGCAGUUGCAGUUAUCACCCGCUCGAAGUGUUCUGGCUGCACAAGCAAUCUCCAAGUGAAGGCACGUGUAUGUAGCCUAUUCACUUGACCUGGUUGCCAAAGCCCCGGUCCAUUUCGCACCGUCACAGCCCUUCCACGUGGACGAGGUCCGCGCCGCGAUGCAGCCUUUGAAUUUGUCAUCCCAAUGCGAGAUAUCUGUGCUUAGAAAUGGAUCAUCACGAGGCGUUUACUAUGAGCCUCGUGGGUUGCGAUCAGGCAUUUGUCCCUGGCUUUUCGAGGGGGGCGGGACAGCCAAGGACCCUCCAGCGCCAGCCAGGGUCCAAUACGCGUAUCCAGCGUU